This is a messenger RNA of Triticum dicoccoides, 783 nucleotides long. RefSeq lists its product as uncharacterized. The transcript has 4 exons. The record is from RefSeq and is a predicted model, not a curated record. NCBI's taxonomy places the organism in Eukaryota, Viridiplantae, Streptophyta, Magnoliopsida, Poales, Poaceae. Bases 81 to 566 code for a protein of 161 amino acids.
UCUAUCGAUAUCACUGGGAGACUCGUUUCCUGUGUGUGCACCUCCGCCAAGCCGAGCAAGUCACCGGCGGCACCAAGCCAAUGGAGGGUGCGAGGGGAUACCGGGGGAUGCCGGCGUUCGGGGAAUGGAACUACGGCGACGGCUACGACUGGUCCAUGCUCGCCCAGCGCUUCGAGUCUGCGAUGCACGCCCAGUUUCCCGUACACAAAGCCUGCAAGAGAGCGAGGGCAGGGCGCAUGAGGCGCAUCCCAGCGUUCGGAGAGUGGAACAACCACGGUGAUGGUGACGACGGUGGCUGGACGGCGGCCGUCGUCAACCACUGCUUCGAGCCUGUCACGGCACACACAUCACUCAAGCAGGAAUUCAUUGGUUACGACAGUGGCGUCGUCGCCAUGGGGAAGCAGCAGCACAAGGUGGCGAGGCAAACCUGGGCGGCAGACACUGGGCCCCACGCCGCAAUGGAACCGUUCUCCUUCGCCGUAGUCAAGGCUAUUGACGACGACCUGUAUGAGGUCCCAUCGGAGUCCUGUGCGGCAAGCGACUACAGAAGGGUAGGACGUGGCUGAGGAGCCUGCUGAUGAGGUGUUGCGGCCUCAAUUGCUUCGCCUACUGAAUGCCGCUGAGGGUUCACGUUGGUACAUGUUUUGAUGGAACGAUAGAUGAACUACACGAUGUGGUUGCCUGUCCUAGAGAAUGUAACUAUGUAAGAUGGUAGUAGUGGGUUGAUGACUUAUAUAUUGGUUAUGUAUUUUCAUUCAUUUAUGUUAUGUAUGAGCAAAACAA